GAAUCUCCAGGGAUCACUGGCACAAGCGUCGUAAAACCGGAGGAAAACGGAAGCCGUACCAUAAGAAAAGAAAGUAUGAGUUGGGUCGGCCUCCAGCAAACACAAAGAUUGGCCCCCGCCGUAUUCACACGGUGCGCGUGCGUGGAGGAAAUAAGAAAUACCGUGCACUGAGGCUGGACAGCGGAAACUUCUCCUGGGGCUCAGAAUGUUGUACUCGCAAGACCAGGAUCAUUGACGUUGUGUACAAUGCCUCCAACAAUGAGCUUGUGAGAACCAAGACCCUGGUGAAGAACUGCAUUGUUCUGGUGGACAGCGCGCCGUACAGGCAGUGGUAUGAAGCCCACUACGCCAUUCCUCUGGGCCGCAAGAAAGGAGCGAAGCUGACUCCAGAAGAGGAGGAGAUCCUGAACAAGAAGCGCUCAAAGAAGGUUCAGAAGAAGAUCGAGGGACGCAGAAAGAAGAGCAAGAUCAGCAGUUUGCUGGAGGAGCAGUUUUUGCAGGGCAAGCUUCUCGCUUGUAUUGCGUCCAGGCCUGGCCAGUGUGGCAGAGCAGACGGAUACAUCCUGGAGGGGAAAGAGCUGGAGUUUUACCUCCGCAAGAUCAAGGCCAAGAAAGGCAAAUA
Molecule: messenger RNA, 622 nt
Organism: Danio rerio (zebrafish)
Lineage: Eukaryota; Metazoa; Chordata; Actinopteri; Cypriniformes; Danionidae
Gene: rps8b
Product: ribosomal protein S8b
Biological process (GO): translation
Cellular component (GO): ribosome; cytoplasm
Molecular function (GO): structural constituent of ribosome
Source: RefSeq, marked validated